Messenger RNA from Amphiprion ocellaris (clown anemonefish), 6227 nucleotides. RefSeq names its product retrovirus-related Pol polyprotein from transposon 17.6. Gene Ontology annotation, biological process: proteolysis. The coding region runs from base 2931 to 3989 and encodes 352 amino acids. The transcript is spliced from 2 exons. Gene Ontology annotation, molecular function: aspartic-type endopeptidase activity. Lineage: Eukaryota; Metazoa; Chordata; Actinopteri; Pomacentridae. The record is from RefSeq and is a predicted model, not a curated record.
AAAUAAAACAACCCUGCAUGUAAUUGACCUGGUUUGUCUUGCCCUCUCAGCAGGAGGUCUUUAUGGAAACCCUAUUACUCUGGUGCAGAUAGCUAAAGCCUAGAUAACACUUCUGUCUAUUGUUUUCAAUACUGCAGUGAGGAGAAAAGGUGGAAGCAGGAAAAAUUUGCAGCAAAUUAAAAACUGAGUCCUGCUGGGUUUUUUUUCUGUCUCCCUCUUCCUCCUUCCUCUCUGACACAUUUGCAAGACACACACACUGAUAAGUUUUGACAGGGUAAUGGAGGUAUGCCAACAUCUUCAUUGACACGAGACACAGUGAUGAGACAUGACAUGUCCUGCAAGUGCAAGUAAUAGUGACUGUACAUGUGUCUAUGUGAGUGUGUGUAUUAAGAGCAGACAGAAGGAGAGGCACAUUGAGAUUUACUGAGUGUCCAUGAUUCUUUCAGGCUGUAUCUGAGCACAUUUCUCUGAUGUGAUGAAUCACACAUCUGAGCUCUCUCUCUCUGGAGUAUCAGUCAGUGAUCCAUGAUCAGGAUCCCAUCUAAGCUCCCUUGUAGGCUGCAGCACAUGUGCUGCUCUAAUUGAGUCCCAUUUUAAUAAAAAGUAUUAAGAUAAGAUUGUCUGCAUUUAAAAUGAUAAUGUAACACUGAAUCGACAUUGAAUAAUUGACUCUGCAUAUAGCAAUUCUGACAAAUUUAAUAAAAUAACCAAGUGCAAAAUGUAAUUGAUCAUGUUAAUGUCAUUGACUAUGUCAUGACAUCAUCCCAACUCUUGAGAGUAAAAUAUAUUAUAAUAAUUAUACUGGUGAACUUCUAACAAUAAGACGAAUGUAAUAUAAAAUAAAUUUGUCAUAACUGUUAUUAAAUAAAAAAUUGACAUAUAAAAAAGUAACUGGCAGCAGUUCAAUCUUCCAUAGAUUACAUUUUUAGCUCAUUUACUUAAGGCUUUAAUUACAUUAAACACUUGUUUCCUCCUGCACUAACUACAUUGUCAAUCACCGCAUUCAUAUUUAACUUAUAUGAUUCAGGUUUUAAAUAUUGCUAAUGUGUACCCCAGUGUGUUGCCAUUUUGAUUCAGUUUGCCACAGCCUGAAUCUGUUCCUCCUGCAAAACUUCUGCUUAAAGUCGGUAGUGAAGGGGGAGAAUGAGGCCUCAAAAGAAUGCUUUGUCUCUGCCUGAACUCUGGGUCAAGGCACCCUACGCUUCACACACAGACACACAAACACGUGUUUCAGUCUUUGUGAGGACACAAAAUGCCAUGUUGCAUUCCCUAUAGCCCUUUAGCUUAGCCUUAGCUGCCACAACUAAAUGUCCAGCCUCAUCUAAAUUUCAGCCCAAGCCCUGAAACCAAGUCUUAAGCCUCAAACAGCCUUUUGAAAGUCUGAAAGAGAAGUCUGGCCAAAACUCCCUUCCUUCUAUGGUCUAAGACUACAAUCGGUCCUCAGAAAAAUAGAAGUCCACACACACAUACAAACAAAGGGAGGGAGACAGAGUGGAGCAGAAUCCCUCAGGGACACCCUGCUGAUGUCCUGAAUACAAAUGAGUAAAGAGGAGGCAACAAGUUUGCAGUUUGAGUUGCUGCUAUUCAGCUUUGUGCAAUCAGUUUUAGGGAAAAGAAGAAGAAGAGAAAGAUGCUUGUAAUUUUCUCCAUAUCUGCCCUUAUUACUGUAAUGAUAACAGCAAAUGCAUAUUUGCCUAGUAUCAAUGGUUCAUGUGAAUGUUGCUUAUACCUCCGGACAGUAGGGGGCGUUCGGUGUCUGUGAGUAGAUUAAGCGCAGAGCUCAGACAUGUUUAAGGUUCCUGUCUGUACAUGUGAUGAAGCCAAGUUUUAUAUAAAGUACCUUCUUCUUCAAGUAACGGCUUUAUUAUUAAGAACCCACAACAAAAACAAUACAUGGUGUCAGAAGGUGGUCUUGAAGAGUGGUAACGGACACAAAUAUAAACAACGAGGACGAGCUACCGAGGCAAGCUAAUGUUAGCCACCCAGCUAACAGUACCGACGCAUCAGCUCAGCAGUGAACUUUGUGUUGCUAACUCGUCGUGAGAGAAAGAGGACUAGCGACGACAACGUGGACGGCUUACCACCACCACCCGCCCUUCAGUUUACUGGGAAUGUGGCUGAAAAUUGGAGGAGAUUUAAGCAACGCUUUGCUUUGUACAUAUCGGCGAUUGGACUUGACGAGGCAAGUGACAAAAAGCAAGCAGCAGUGUUUUUGCACGUAGUGGGUGAGGAUGCACUAGAAGUUUAUAAUAACUUCACGUUUGCUGAUGGAGACGGAAUGAAGCUGAAUAAGAUAAUGGAGAAUUUUGAAGCUUACUGCAUACCUAAGAGAAAUGUGACAUUUGAGAGGCACAGAUUCCUCACAUGUGUACAGAAGACAGGAGAGACAAUCGAUCAGUAUGUAACAGAGCUACGGAAGAGAAGUAAGACGUGUGAAUUUGGAGGACUGACAGACUCUUUAAUAAAAGACAGACUUGUUUGUGGGAUUCCUGAUAAUGGUCUCAGAGAGAGGCUACUGAGAGAGGAAAAUCUCGACCUGAAAAAUGCAUUGAAACUGUGCAGAGCGGCUGAGACUGUAAAAGUGCAAGCAAAAGAACUGGUCAGUGACAGCUGCAAGGUAGAUGCUGUGAACAAGAACACACAGAGUCAAUAAAAAGAGUGCUGCCUCUGAGAUUAAACAGCAAUCAAAGUCACCAGUUAACAGAGACAGUAAAGAAAAGACUUGUGGUCGAUGUGGCACGCAGCAUCCUCCUAAAAAAUGUCCGGCAUAUGGCAAAACAUGCAACAACUGUAACAAAAGUUACCAUUAUGCUCGGUGCUGCAGAAAUCAUACCCCAAAACAAAGCAAAGUCCAUACAGUGGAUGAAGAUGACACUGAGGAAUUCUAUGUAGAUGCUGUGACAGAAAACAAAGUGGAAAAAAAGGAUUGGAUGAUGACACUCAAAGUGAAUGACACGCACAUGGAGGUUAAACUGGAUACAGGUGCACAAGUGAACAUCAUAUCAGAGGCAGAGUUCAAGAGAAUCAGACCCAGACCCAAAAUACAUGCAACUAAAGUGAAAGGUCUUGGCUGCCUUUCAGGAGAACACACAAUCAGAGUGGAUAACAGUGUGCCACCGGUAAUUCAUCCAUGCCGCAAAGUACCGUUUGCUCUUCAAAAGCCAAUGAAAGAUGAGCUGGACCGGAUGGAGAACCUGGAGGUGAUUGAAAAGAUCGAUGAACCAACAGAGUGGGUGAGUUCUCUUGUUAUUGUUGAGAAAAAGAAUGGACAGCCAAGGGUAUGUAUGGAUCCUAGAGAUCUAAAUAGAGCUAUACAGAGAGAGCAUUUCAAACUCCCCACGAGAGAAGAAAUAAUGUCACAGUUUGCAAAUGCGAAAUACUUUAGCAAACUGGAUGCAUCAUCAGGAUUUUGGCAGUUAAAGCUGGAUGAUGCAAGUUCAAAAGUAUGCACGUUCAACAGUCCAUUUGGCAGAUAUAGAUUCCGGCGACUGCCAUUCGGCAUUGCUUCAGCACCCGAGGUGUAUCACAAGACAAUACACAUGAUCUAUGAGCACCUGGAAGGAGUGGACACAUCAAUGGAUGACAUCGUUGUGUGGGGAAGCACAAAAACAGAACAUGACAUGAGACUGAGAAAUGUUCUUGAGGCAACCAGAAAAGCAAAUCUGAAGCUGAAUAAAGAGAAAUGCCAGCUUGGAGUGAAGGAACUGACAUUUGUAGGGGACAUCCUGAGCAGCGAAGGCAUCAGACCGGAUCCCAGAAAAGUGUCAGCAAUCGAAAAUAUGCCAAGGCCACAAUGCAAGAAGGAUGUACAGAGGUUUAAUGGCAUGAUCAACUACAUGGAAAAAUUCAUACCCAAUCUCUCUGAAAAGAUGGCGCCACUGAGACAACUGACUGAAAAGAAAAUUGAAUGGGAGUGGAAUCAUGAACAUGAGAAAUCGUGGUGCGACUUGAAGAAGUUGCUCACAGAAGAGCCAGUUCUGAAGUUUUAGGACCCGGUGAGACCUAUUAAGAUCUCAUCAGAUGCAUCACAGAGUGGGCUCGGAGCUGUUCUUAUGCAGAAGUAUGGUGACUGGCAGCCUGUUGCAUAUGCUUCGUGAUCCAUGACGGACGCAGAGACAAGAUAUGCACAAAUCCAAAAAGAACUGCUCAGCAUAGCAUAUGCCUGUGAAAGAUUCCACCAGUUUGUGUCAGGGCAAGCAAUCAGUGUUGAAACUGACCAUAAACCACUGAUUGCAUUGUUCCAGAAGCCACUCAAUCACUGUCCACUGAGAAUCCAAAGAAUGAUGAUCCGGCUGCAACGCUACACACUCAACGUGAUGUACACCUCUGGUAAGCUGAUGUACACAGCCGACAUUUUAUCCAGAGCUGUUGACCCAAAAGAGCCAGCAAACACCAAAAUGGACAAUAAUGUAAAAGCAUAUGUGAACAUGAUCACAAGUGCACUGCCUGUCGCAGAUAGAAAAAUGGAGCUCAUAAGAACAGAGACGAGCAAAGAUGACACGUUAGAAACACUGUGCAAAACUAUUAUAGAUGGAUGGCCCAACUGUAAGCAAGACAGCCCACCUGUUAUUCAGGAGGAGACAUGCUCAAGAAGAUACAUGCAGGACAUCUUGGCAUUGAAAAGUGCAAAAAGAGAGCACACGAGGUGAUGUAUUGGCCACGGAUUAAUCAGGAUGUGACAAAUGAGGUAUCAAACUGCUCAACAUGUUUGAAAUACCAAGCAAGCAAUCCUGCAGAGCCACUUAAGCCACACCCUGUUCCAGACCGACCUUAUCAGAAGGUGGGUGCUGACCUCUUUGUUUCUGGAAGAAAGGGAUACAUUGUGGUCACAGACUAUUAUUCCCUGUAUCCAGAAGUCUGUAGAUUGCACACUACGACUGCAGAGACUGUGAUUACAUCCAUGAAAGCCAUAUUCGCAAGACAUGGUGUGCCGAGUGAAGUUGUUACAGACAAGGGACCACAAUUUGCCAACAUGAAGUUUAGACAGUUUGCCACGGCGUGGGACUUUGUUCACACAACAUCAAGUCCUCACUACUGCUAUGGGCAAGGCACAAGACAGUGAAACUGACUUCUACCAGAGCCUGCUGGUAUACCGCACAACGCCACUUGAGUGUGGUGUGUCGCCAACUCAGCUCCUUAUGGGACGAUGCCUGAGAUCAAACCUGCCUAUCCAGGAUGACCUACUUAAGACGAAGGAGGAAAACAGUGUAAAGGAGUUCAAGGAGCAGCAAAAAGCAAAGCAGAAGUUCUAUUACGACAGAGGAACAAAGAACCUACCUGAACUGCAUGCUGGGGACCAAGUGAGCUUUAAAGACAAAACAAACACAUGGACACAGAAAGCAAAUGUUCUGAGUGAAGUUCAACCAAGGUCAUAUACCAUUCAGACAGAAGAUGAGCUCUCCUGAGACAAAAUCUCAGAGAUCUUCUCAAGGAACCUGCAACUGGAGAACAGAGGUUUGAGGCUGCUGAGCAACCUCAACACACACUCAAGACUCCAUCACCUGAGUCACCUACCCAUAUGCAAGAACAAACACUCAGAAAGUCUUCAAGAAACGUGAAGCCACCUGAGACUCAUUGAACAGAUUUAAAUGUGUUUAUAUGUUGGUCGUAAGGUUACGAUAUCAUAAUAUGUCUUUAAGUUUAAGCACAGUUGUGUACUUGUGUGGUACAGACUGAGGUUAGUGCAAGCUGAUUUUGUUAUUAACUUUAAGUUAACUUAGUUUAGCUUAACAAGUAAAAAGAGAGCUAUCAUUAUUCUUUAAGUAUAUGCAUAAAGAAGACAAUGUUAAUUUUGUCAAGACAGAGCAAGGUUUUAUGUUUAUAAUUGAAAAAUGUUUUUAUGUGAAAAAAAAAGUCAUUUUGAUAGUAGUAUAAGUCCUUCAUGUUGAACUGAGAGAGGUUAUGUUUAUGAAAGUAGAAUGUGUUUAUUUUGAAAGACGAAACAAAAAAAAGGGAAGAUGUAAUGAUAACAGCAAAUGCAUAUUUGCCUAGUAUCAAUGGUUCAUGUGAAUGCUGCUUAUACCUCCGGACAGUAGGGGGCGUUCGGUGUCUGUGAGUAGAUUAAUCGCAGAACUCAGACAUGUUUAAGGUUCCUGUCUGUACAUGUGAUGAAGCCAAGUUUUAUAUAAAAUACCUUCUUCUUCAAGUAACGGCUUUAUUGUUAAGAACCCACAACAAAAACAAUACAAUUACGACCAAUAAACUCAGUGCUGUGUAGAGUUUUGAAA